This is a messenger RNA of Protopterus annectens (West African lungfish), 1009 nucleotides long. RefSeq names its product recoverin (gene RCVRN). The transcript has 3 exons. Bases 66 to 674 code for a protein of 202 amino acids. Lineage: Eukaryota; Metazoa; Chordata; Ceratodontiformes; Protopteridae. Gene Ontology annotation, molecular function: calcium ion binding. The record is from RefSeq and is a predicted model, not a curated record.
UUGGGGACUUAACAGUAUUUAGACAAAGCACUUCACUCAAAGAACUGCUUUGGAAGUAUACUAACAUGGGAAACAAUAAAAGUGGAGCUUUGUCAAAAGAAAUCCUGGAGGACCUGCAGUUCAACACAAAAUACUCUGAAGGAGAAUUAUGUACUUGGUACCAGUCCUUUCUAAAGCAGUGCCCAAGUGGGCGGAUUACCAAGCAGGAAUUUGAAAACAUUUAUGCCAGCUUUUUCCCAGAUGCUGACCCAAAAGCCUAUGCCCAGCAUGUGUUUAGAAGUUUUGAUAGUAACAAUGACAAUACCUUGGACUUCAAGGAGUUCAUCAUCGCUCUGCAUAUGACUUCAUCUGGGAAAGCAAAUCAGAAGCUUGAAUGGGCAUUUGCUCUAUAUGAUGUGGAUGGUAAUGGCACUAUAAGCAAAAAUGAAGUCUUGGAGAUGAUUACGGCAAUAUUUAAAAUGAUCAACCCAGGAGAUCUGAAACAACUUCCAGAAGAUGAAAACACUCCAGAAAAGAGGACAGAUAAAAUAUGGACCUUCUUUGGAAAGAAAGAGAAAGAUAAAUUAACAGAAGGAGAAUUUAUACAUGGAAUUAUGAACAAUAAAGAAAUCCUGAGACUGAUACAGUAUGAACCUCAGAAAGUCAAGGAGAGGCUGAAGGAAAAGAAACAAUAACACUUUAUACUUCUGUGACUUCUAUCCAACAUUGUUUACAUUAUGUAUUUAAGUAUUUAACUGCUUAACAUCUGAUUAAUGCUAUAGCAGUAUUACAACCUGCUGUUCUUACACUGUUUACUAAGAAAAUGUGUUUACUUGUCUUCUUAAGAGCACAGAGUUUAUCUAUAGAUUAUACUAAAAGCUCCUUUAACCCUGAAGGUCAUUUACUUAAGAAUCUUGUUUACUGUCAGUGUCUGUUAUAGGCUUUUAGCACCAUGUGUUUAAAAAAUCAAUUGUACCACAUUCUAAACUAUAUAUAAAUAAACAGGCAAAGCUGAUUUUCUGUAUUUUGA